GGAUGCAACACUGAAUACUGCAGCCUGCUCGCUACCUUUGGACUGCGUCCCAUAUCGAUCACAGGGUGAACAUGCAUAGACUACUGCACAACGUUGCGUGUUCGCCGUCGACAUCGACAGCGACACACGAAUAUCGAAACAAGUCACUAAAGCAAGUGUAUGCGGGGCAACUUGAUAAAGUAAACGUGCUUGGCAAUGAUAAUGACUAUGGACAUACGGGUUGUGUGAAUGCGCUCAGUUGGGAGCUCGAUGGUAAUGUGCUCGUUAGUGGUGGUGAUGACACGACCCUUCGGUUAUGGAGACAAGAUACGGAUGAUUAUUCCACUCCGUAUCCGUAUAAGGAGACGGCCAUUGUACGAACAGGUCAUACUGGUAAUAUUUUCAACGCCCGUCUGCUGCCGUCUUCCUCUCGUAUAGCAACAGUUGCUGGUGACCGUCAAGUGCGCAUCUUCGACGUCGAACGCGCUCUGUCUAACUCAAGUAAUGGGAAAGCUCCAGAGUAUAGUGAGCGGGAAACAUGUACCCGAGUCCUCAAAUGCCACAGUGGGCGGACGAAACGCAUCGUAACGGAAGAAAGCUCUGAUGUGUUUUUAACAGUUGCUGAGGAUGGAACGGUUAGGCAACAUGAUCUACGUACUCCGCAUCAAUGCAAUAGGCUACGUGAAAGCUGCCCAGCGCCCUUAGUUGCGCUACCCCAUGAUUUAUCUGCUCUCGCACUAUCUCCUCUUUCUCCCUUCAUGUUCGUGGUGGCCGGAGAGUCACCAUAUGGUUAUCUAUUUGACCGACGUCAGGUCGGAAGAACGCUGAGAGCAGAAUGGGGCAUGUCGUGUACUGAUGAACACUACGUGACCUGUGUGCGGAGAUUCGGCAGACCAGAGCUUGAGGGUAUUGGACGGGGAGUUGAACACAUUACUGGUGCUCGAAUGGCGCAAACAAACGGAGAUGAGGUUUUGCUCUCAUAUAGCGCAGACGCAGUAUAUUUGUAUUCAACUCGCGAUGAACCGCAAGAUCAAGUUCGUUCAUCCUCUAUAUUAAGUCCAAAUAGCAGGGACAAGAAAGAGUCUUCCGUCCCAGAGAAUGAGUCAAACGAGAAGAGGGACUCGGAAGGAAUUGAUUUGGAGGAUCUAAUGGUUCUGGAUUCUGACUCGGGGUCGAACUCGAGUUCGCUACAUUCAAUGUCAGUCUCUAGCGAACCGACAACUGUUUCUAAUGAAGGUACCAAUGAAGACUCUAGCAGUGACGAAGAAGAUGAAGACGAAGAUGACGAGGACUUUGCUACACUCGAGCUUGAUCAGAAAUUCAAGGCUCCGAUUAUCAUGCCUCGAAGGCGCUUUACCGGACAUUGUAAUGUUGAAACUGUCAAAGACGUGAAUUUUAUUGGAGUGGAGGACGAAUUCGUUGCUUCUGGCUCUGAUGAUGGAAACUUCUUCCUCUGGAGGAAGGAUAGUGGCCGGAUACAUGGCAUAUAUGAAGGGGACCAAGCUGUUGUCAACGUUAUUGAGUCUCACCCUCGAUUACCUCUGAUUGCGUGCAGCGGUAUCGACACCACUAUAAAGCUAUUCGCUCCAACGGAGACAACCGCUGUGUAUUCCCGGACUCACAAUGCUGAGGAUAUAGGGAAGAGAAAUAUGGCCCAGUCACGUAUGUCGGCGAGGGCGCAAGCCAGUGGCUUCGCGCGGUUGCUGUGGCAUUAUAGGUUAGCGCUACGACGAGCGGCAGAGGAGGACUAAAUCUUCAUUGUACAUUUAAUCGGAUCAAAAAUUGGUUUUUGUUUGUUUGUAAAACUGCAUAUACAUGAAUCUGUAUCCU
Fomitiporia mediterranea MF3/22 is the source of this 1809-nucleotide messenger RNA. RefSeq names its product WD40 repeat-like protein. The transcript is spliced from 10 exons. Lineage: Eukaryota; Fungi; Basidiomycota; Agaricomycetes; Hymenochaetales; Hymenochaetaceae. Gene Ontology annotation, molecular function: protein binding. The coding region runs from base 72 to 1730 and encodes 552 amino acids. Gene Ontology annotation, biological process: negative regulation of fatty acid biosynthetic process. Gene Ontology annotation, cellular component: cytoplasm; Cul4-RING E3 ubiquitin ligase complex. The record is from RefSeq and is a predicted model, not a curated record.